Messenger RNA from Dalotia coriaria, 1930 nucleotides. RefSeq lists its product as uncharacterized. The record is from RefSeq and is a predicted model, not a curated record. Lineage: Eukaryota; Metazoa; Arthropoda; Insecta; Coleoptera; Staphylinidae. The transcript has 4 exons. Gene Ontology annotation, molecular function: ubiquitin protein ligase activity. Bases 325 to 1320 code for a protein of 331 amino acids. Gene Ontology annotation, biological process: negative regulation of apoptotic process; protein ubiquitination; regulation of gene expression.
CAUACUUCCGUCGUCAGUUGCGACCCGCACACGCCGCACGCAGCUCGCUACACCACCACUACAAGCAAUCUACACACCAACCUUGCUCGUUCUACGUAGCGGCGCGUCAUCAGCAAACUGAGCAAGUCGCUGCAUGCUCAGAGCGCUGCGGGUGUGUGCGGUGUCGGUGUGCGUACGUGUAGCCAAUUCGCGCGGUAGUGUGCGGCGUCAGCACGCUAUCUAUUCCUAGGCGGUGUCACUAUUCUGAUUGUUUUUACGUUUUUAAGAGCGUAGUUGUUGGAACAGUGAAGUUUUCCAGUAGUGCGCGUGAUUUCUUCGAUUAUUAUGAACGAAAUUAGUGUGUAUCCAUCCGCCAUGGAACGAGGAUUAGAAAGAAGAAAACGUAGAAUAUCCGAAGAAGAAACGAUCGGGCAAACGCUCGAGUCGAAACGUCCGCGUGUCAGCGUCUAUUUCCGCUUGGAGUCGGAGAGUUCCCUGGACUCACAAGACGACACCGAGAGCGUGUACAGCAUACAGGAUAAAGAAACUGUUGAUAAUGGCAGAAAUGUUGGCAAUGGCAAAAGACGAAGAAGACGUUCAAAGGUUUUCCACUAUGUAUUGGUUGUUAUAAGGUGCGGAAAACUUUCUUCCCACCCAGACCUAAGCCGUCGCGUCAAGCUGGACACGCUGCAGAGUUGCCUCAAGGAGCUGAAGGACAAACCGACUAGCAACACACACGAACCAGGCACGACCAACUCACGCAUCCCCAACUUGAAUUUUGAGGACAUUGUCGUCCCGCAGAAACAUCUCAAGUCGACGCGUGAUGUCGGCUCGACGAGGAUUCAUGAUGUGAGCGACUCGGAUGAUAUCUUCGACGAGGAUGAGCGCGCUGAAUCGCGGCGGAAAAAGCGCUGCAAGAUCGAUACCGUGGACGAAACAAGUAAGAAUAAUUUAAUCCCCAUCGAGCCCGAGUGCAGCAGUAGUCAGGUCAGCGGUAUCGCUGUGAAGAUGUCAUCCAGUCAAGAAUUGACCGAUAGCCAGGCGAGUCAAGCUAGUAUUUCGUGCGCGGAGAGCGAGCCGCUGGUGUUGAACGCGAGUAAUUUAAAGCGUCACACCGAGGAGGCGGCGGCGGCAUUCGAUCGGGAAUUCGAACAGCGCGCAACUCGCGAUGAUAUGUGCAUCAUGUGUAUGACCGCGCCGAAGAACGGCAUUUUUCUGCACGGCAGCAUCGGGCACAUGUGUUGCUGCUAUAAAUGCGCGAUGCGCGUCUGGAGGAAUUGCAAGCGGUGUCCGGUGUGCAACUGCAAGGUUAAGAAUGUCGUCAAACUUUUUACGAGUUGAAUCGAGUUGAAUUUUUGGGGGUAAAACUAUUUUUAGUUAGUGUUUAAUAGGUGUACAUACAAGAAACAAUUGAAAAAGUUAUUUAUUUUCGUUUGUAAAUGUAAAUGCAACGAUUUCGUAGUUUGUACAUUCUAAGGAACUUCAUUUAUAUAUACAGGACUUUGAAUUGUUAAUUUUAAAAAUUAGCAAGCGACGGAAAGCUAAGUCACAAUCACUCUAGUUAAUUUCAAAUAGUUCUGAUUACAUCUGACAGUAAUUAGUUAUUUUAUUUGCUUUGAUGAAAGCUUUGUAGUUUUGUCGUCUAAAUAUCAAGUUUAGAGUUGAUCAAUAACUGCAGUUUUCUAAGAUUCGAAGGGAAUUUGUGUUCAUUUUCUGGAUAUUCGAAUUAUUUUAUGCUUUUUAUUUGUUAACACUUUGUUUCGAAACAUUUUAAUUUCGCUUGUGAAUUUAUAAUACUGAUUUUCGAAAAGAUACUUCAACUAAAAAUGCAGAUUCAAAGAGAAUUAAUAAAUGGUAAGAAAGAAGUCAGUUAAAAAAGAUAAACGAAAGAAAAAGGUGCAAUUUAAUAUAUUUUUCGUAAAAAUAAACAUAAUUCUUAGGUUCACACAAA